Molecule: messenger RNA, 6830 nt
Organism: Globicephala melas (long-finned pilot whale)
Lineage: Eukaryota; Metazoa; Chordata; Mammalia; Artiodactyla; Delphinidae
Gene: BCOR
Product: BCL6 corepressor
Biological process (GO): negative regulation of transcription by RNA polymerase II
Cellular component (GO): nucleus
Molecular function (GO): transcription corepressor activity; protein binding
Source: RefSeq, a predicted model, not a curated record
GGCUGGCAGCAGACGGCGAGGGAGGCGAGCGAUCGCGGCGCCGCGAGCGGGUUGCGGGCAGCGGGGGACGGCAAACUUUGCUGUUCGCCGCGCUUCCCCGGCCCGGCCCCUUCUCCCAUCGCCAACGUCGCCACCCCACUUUCCUCCAACCCCGCACACCUCUCCCCACCCACCCCACCUCCCGUCGCUCCUCCUCGCCGCCUCGACUCUGCUCCGGGGAAAACUUCAAAGCGCCGGAUCGCAGGCUCCCUGCUUACUCCCCGGCCGGGGAUUUCAGACUAGACGCUUGAAGAAAAGCUGCCAUCCAAGAAGACGACAUGCUUUCAGCAACCCCCCUGUAUGGGAACGUUCACAGCUGGAUGAACAGCGAGAGGGUCCGCAUGUGUGGGAUCAGCGACGACAGGAAAAUUCCUGUAAACGAUGGUGACGCUUCAAAGGCCAGACUGGAACUAAGGGAAGAAAAUCCCUUGAAUCACAACGUGGUGGACGCGACCACGGCCCAUCGGAUCGAUGGCCUGGCAGCGCUGAGCAUGGACCGCACCGGCCUGAUCCGGGAAGGGCUGCGUGUCCCCGGAAACAUCGUCUAUUCUAGCUUGUGUGGACUGGGCUCAGAGAAAGGGCGGGAGGCUGCCACAACCAUAGGUGGUCUGGGGUUUUCUUCCGAAAGAAACCCAGAGAUGCAGUUCAAACCGAAUACGCCCGAGACGGUGGAGGCCUCCGCUGUCUCCGGAAAGCCCCCAAAUGGCUUCAGUGCUAUAUACAAAACGCCACCCGGAAUACAAAAAAGUGCUGUCCCCACGGCAGAAACACUGGGCUUGGACAGACCUGCUAGCGACAAACAGAGCCCACUCAACAUCAAUGGUGCUAGUUACCUGCGGCUGCCCUGGGUCAAUCCUUACAUGGAGGGGGCCACGCCAGCCAUCUACCCUUUCCUCGACUCGCCAAAUAAGUAUUCCCUGAACAUGUACAAGGCCUUGCUACCUCAGCAGUCCUACAGCCUGGCCCAGCCGCUGUAUUCUCCGGUCUGUACCAACGGGGAGCGAUUUCUCUACCUGCCGCCACCUCACUACGUCAGUCCCCACAUCCCGUCGUCCCUGGCCUCGCCCAUGAGACUCUCGACGCCUUCGGCCUCCCCAGCCAUCCCGCCUCUGGUCCACUGCGCAGACAAAAGCCUGCCCUGGAAGAUGGGCGUCAGUCCUGGGAACCCGGUCGAUUCCCACUCAUAUCCCCACAUCCAGAACAGUAAGCAGCCUAGGGUGCCGUCUGCCAAGGCGGUCACCAGCGGCCUGCCGGGGGACACGGCUCUCCUGUUGCCCCCCUCGCCUCGGCCUUCACCCCGCGUCCACCUGCCCUCCCAGCCCGCUGCGGACACCUACUCCGAGUUCCAUAAGCACUAUGCCAGGAUCUCCACGUCGCCCUCGGUCACCCUGUCCAAGCCAUACAUGACGGUCAGCAGCGAGUUCCCCGCGGCCAGGCUCUGCAGCAGCAAGUAUCCUAAGGCCCCAGAAGGAGCCGAAAGCACCCAGCCAGCUCCCGGGCACACCCGCAAAGCAGCAGGUCAGGACAGAAAAGAUGGCAGCUCACCUCCUCUCUUGGAGAAGCAGACGGUUACCAAAGACGUCACCGAUAAGCCACUAGACUUGUCCUCUAAAGUGGUGGAUGUAGAUGCUUCCAAAGCCGACCACAUGAAGAAGAUGGCUCCCACGGUCCUGGUUCACAGCAGAGCCGGGAGCGGCCUCGUGCUCUCCGGAAGUGAGAUUCCGAAAGAAACUCUAUCUCCUCCAGGAAACGGCUGUGCUAUCUAUAGAUCUGAGAUCAUUAGCACGGCUCCCUCGUCCUGGGUGGUGCCCGGGCCAAGUCCUAACGAAGAGAACAAUGGCAAAGGCCUGCCGCUGAAAAACAAGGCCUUGGACUGGGCCAUCCCGCAGCAGCGCAGUUCUUCGUGUCCCCGCAUGGGCGCCGCCGACGCCGUGGUCACUAACGUUUCGGGGUCGGUGUCGAGCGCCGGCCGCCCGGCCUCUGCGUCGCCGGCCCCGAAUGCCACCGCCGAGGGCAGCAAGACCAGCAGGAGCUCCGUGGAUACCACGCCAUCCGUCAUCCAGCACGUGGGCCAGCCCCCGACCACACCUGCCAAGCACAGCGGCGGCACCGGCAGCAAGGGCGCCAAAGUCAGCAACCCAGAGCCGAGCUUCAAAGCGAACGAGAACGGCCUCCCGCCGAGCUCAAUAUUUCUCUCACCAAACGAGGCGUUCAGGUCCCCACCCAUCCCCUACCCCAGGAGUUACCUGCCUUACCCAGCGCCCGAGGGCAUUGCCAUAAGCCCCCUGUCCUUACACGGCAAAGGCCCUGUCUACCCUCACCCGGUGUUGUUGCCCAACGGCAGUCUCUUCCCUGGGCACCUCGCCCCAAAGCCGGGACUGCCCUAUGGGCUCCCCACGGGCAGGCCGGAGUUCGUGACCUACCAGGACGCGCUGGGGUUGGGCAUGGUGCAUCCCAUGUUGAUACCUCACACGCCCAUCGAGAUCACUAAAGAGGAGAAACCAGAGAGGAGGUCCCGGUCCCACGAGAGGACCCGCUACGAGGACCCAAGCCUCCGGAACCGGUUCUCUGAGAUGCUGGAGGCUGGCAACACCAAGUUACAUCCAGAAGUCCCCGCGGACAAGAACCUAAAGCCCAGCCCCAGCUGGAAUCAAGGGAAGACCGUAGUCAAGAGUGACAAGCUCGUCUAUGUAGACCUCCUCCGGGAAGAGCCAGAGGCGAAAACCGACGCUAACGCGUCCAAACCCGGCUUCACAGCUGAGAGCGUCGGCCAGAGUGCCGAGCCCACCAAACCCCCGCCCGACCCAGCCCUGCAGCCACACCGGGAUUUCAUUGCCCUGAGAGAGGAGUUGGGGCGCAUCAGUGACUUCCACGAAGCCUAUACUUUCAAACAGGCUCCGGGCCAGCCAGUCUUCGGCUUAAGCAAGGAGAAUGUUCCGGCGGGAACCAACAAGGAGAACCUGGCGAUGCCGGUCUCGACUUCAUUCCUGGAGCCGACCCUGGGGAGCGACGGCUCUGCGGUCACUUUCGGGAAAACCCAAGAGGAUCCCAAACCGUUUUGCGUGGGCAGUGCCCCACCGAGUGUGGACGUCACCCCCACCUAUACCAAAGACGGAGCUGACGAGGCAGAAGCAACCGAUGGCAAAGUUCUGAAACCGAAGCCAUCGAAGCUGGCAAAGAGAAUCGCAAACUCCGCUGGUUACGUGGGUGACCGGUUCAAGUGUGUCACUACCGAACUGUACGCAGACUCCAGUCAGCUCAGCCGGGAGCAGCGGGCAUUGCAGAUGGAAGGAUUACAAGAGGACAGUAUUUUAUGUCUACCCGCUGCUUACUGUGAGCGUGCAAUGAUGCGCUUCUCAGAGUUGGAGAUGAAAGAGCGAGAAGGUGGCCACCCCACGACCAAAGACUCCGAGGUGUGCAAAUUCAGCCCCGCUGACUGGGAAAGGCUGAAAGGAAGUCAGGACAAAAAGCCAAAGUCGGUCGCCCUGGAGGAGGCCAUUGCCGACCAGAACGACAGUGAGAGAUGCGAGUAUAGUGCUGGAAACAAACACGACCCCUUCGAAGCCCCAGAGGACAGAGAUCUCCCCGGGGAGAAGUACUUCAUGGACACGGAGCCUGCCAGCGAGCCCCCCGCCGACCAGGCGGCCCCGGACGUGCCACGCAGCCCCACCCUCCGGCUGGACAGAAAGCGCAAGGUCUCUGGCGACAGCAACCACACCGAGACCACUGUGGAAGAGCUCCCGGAGGACUCUCUGCUGAAAGCCAAGCGGAGACGGGUCUCCAAAGAUGACUGGCCUGAGAGGGAAAUGACAAACAGUUCCUCUAACCACUUAGAAGAGCCACACUGUAGUGAGCUGGCCAAGCUGAAGGUGUGCAUUGAAUUAACAGGGCUCCACCCCAAAAAGCAACGCCACUUGCUGCACCUUAGAGAACGGUGGGAGCAGCAGGUGUCGGCAGCAGAGAGCAAACCUGGCCGGCAGGGCAGGAAGGAAGUGACCCAGGCGGUUCAGCCUGCGGCCGCCCCCCAGGGCAAUAGCAUCUCCGAAGAGAAACCUGGCAGGAAAAGGGCAGAGGCCAAAAGCAACAGAAGCUGGUUGGAGGAGUCAGUUAAACACACUGGCAAUGAGCAAGCCUUGCCUGUGUUCUCCGGCUCUCCGCCCGUGAAGGGCCUUUCAUCCACCAAUGCAAGCGGCCGAAAGCAGACUCAGCCAGGCUGCACGCCAGCCUCAGGACUGCCUACCAAACAUGACCAAGUUAAAGAAAGCCAGAAGACAGAUGUGGUGUGCAUGGACGUCGAAGAGGACUGCCAGGCCACGUCCCUGCUGCAGAAAUACACCGACAACAGCGAGAAGCCAUCCGGGAAGCGACUGUGCAAAACCAAGCAUCUGAUCCCUCAGGAGCCCAGGCGGGGCUUGCCGCUGCCAGGGGACUACUACGUGGACAAUGCCGAUGGCAAGGUGACCGUCCGGAGAUUUCGAAAGCGGCCUGAGCCCAGUUCCGACUAUGAUCUUUCGCCGGCCAAGCAGGACCAGAAGCCCUUGGACCGCUUGCAGCAACUGUUACCACCUUCCCAGGCCUCGCAGCUGACAUGCUCGAGCUCCCCUCCAGAGACCACCCAGUCCCGCCCAAUGCCACCGGAAGCGCGGAGACUCAUCGUCAAUAAGAACGCGGGCGAGACCCUCCUACAGCGGGCCGCCCGGCUUGGCUACGAGGAAGUGGUCUUGUACUGCCUGGAGAACAAGAUUUGUGAUGUGAACCACCGCGACAACGCGGGUUACUGUGCCCUGCACGAGGCUUGUGCAAGGGGUUGGCUCAACAUUGUACGACACCUCCUUGAAUAUGGCGCCGAUGUCAACUGCAGUGCCCAGGAUGGAACCAGGCCUCUCCACGAUGCUGUCGAGAAUGAUCAUCUCGAAAUUGUCCGCUUGCUCCUCUCCUAUGGUGCUGAUCCCACCUUGGCUACAUACUCAGGUAGAACCAUCAUGAAAAUGACCCACAGCGAACUUCUGGAGAAGUUCUUAACAGACUAUUUAAACGACCUGCAGGUUCCUGAUGACUAUGACCCCAGUGGCUCUUGGGAGUUCUACGGCAGCUCUGUGUGUGAACCAGAUGAUGAAAGUGGUUACGACGUUUUAGCAAAUCCCCCAGGACCGGAGGACCAGGAUGACAGCGACGAGGCCUAUGGUGACCUAUUCGAAUUUGAAUUUUCCGAAAGCCCCCUUUUGCCAUGUUACAACGUCCAGGUGUCCGUCGCUCAGGGGCCUCGGAACUGGCUGUUGCUGUCAGACACGCUCAAGAAAUUGAAAAUGUCCUCCCGCAUAUUCCGCUGCAAUUUCCCAAAUGUAGAAAUUGUCACCAUUGCGGAGGCCGAGUUCUACCGGCAAGUGUCAGCAAGUCUCUUAUUCUCUUGCCCCAAAGACCUGGAGUCCUUUAAUCCGGAAAGUAAGGAGCUCUUAGAUCUGGUGGAGUUCACGAACGAGCUUCAGACUCUGCUGGGCUCAUCCAUGGAGUGGCUCCACCCCAGCGACAUGGACUCAGACGACUACUGAGGCUAGAAACCUGAACACCACUAGACUCCCUUGCCGCUAGGAUUCUGAAUGGUCGGUUUGGAAGGCAGAGCGAGGUAGAGGCAUCUUCCUGCUCUACUGGCUGCUGGUAAGAAGGGUUAGGGAGACACGCUGGCCAGUUUUAGUGACUUGACCAGCCUUCCAACACUGGGUCUUCAGCUUUGUGGGUAAUGAGACGCAGUAGUGAUUGUGGUGACGCCAGGAUGACAACCUCAGCAGACUGUUCUUAAAUCCAGUGGUUCCGGUGUCAUCCCCGAUUCACAUUCCUCUAGCCCAGCAUCUGAUUCCUUGUAUCAAGUCCACUUGGGAUCAGAAUGCCCUUAGCGCUUGUCAGUCUUGCAAUGAACCCUGAGAACACCUAGGCAGAGUAGACGGAAGGGGCCACGGCGAUGAUGUACUGGAGUGGGGUCGUGAAGUAUGCAGAGGGAGGGGACCUGCAAGCUCUGUGACCUGGCAGGUGGGAAAAGUGAGCCAUGUUUGGGAAUGGGGAAACCCAGCACUGUCCGAGGUGGAAAUGAGAGAGAGCCCAUUGUUGGUGAGUACCAAAUGAUGCUUGGGAUGUAUCCUGAAGACAAAAGGGAACCAGCAGUGUUCUUGAUUUACUAAUUUUUUGAUCAUAAACAAGUACACUUUCAUUGCUUUAAAGAAAAAUCCCAGCAUUUCAGAAAUAGAGGUUCUUGUCAUCCCAAGCCAACCCUUCCUCCCAUUCCCCACUCCGGAGUUAAAACCCGUGUUCACAGUUUGCUGAAUAUUGUUUAUCAGGAAGUCAUCUGACACAACAGGAGAGAAAGACAAAGUAAAUAGCAAGACCUGAAGAAAUGAUCGAAACGAAAGAAUACCAGUGAGCCUGAACUUCUAUAGGUAACGAGGAGCUCCUAAGAGCCCAAAUAAAAGCAACGAAAUACUCCAGGUUACUUCGCUGUUUGUAUUUGUGCUGGCAGUACGGGGGGUGCCCGAGACCAACUGAGGUUCUAUCCUGGAUGAAGGUCAUUUUAUUAAUAAAGCCAAGAAAAUAAGUGAGAGCCACAGGUUUAAGGGGUGCAGGGGAAGUGAGUAAUGGGCUCGGUUUAGGAGACAUUUCGCGUUGUGGUUUAUGCGGUUGGAGGAGCUGUUGUUGAGUCAGAACGUUUAUUGUAAGAACCAUCAGGGUGUUAGAAAACGUGGACAGAGAAUAACUAGGGUAUCUGACCCAGGGUAUAGAUGAGCUGCCCACGGCCUAGAGAA